Salarias fasciatus (jewelled blenny) is the source of this 954-nucleotide messenger RNA. Its product is annotated as proteasome 20S subunit alpha 6. Bases 73 to 813 code for a protein of 246 amino acids. Gene Ontology annotation, biological process: ubiquitin-dependent protein catabolic process. The record is from RefSeq and is a predicted model, not a curated record. NCBI's taxonomy places the organism in Eukaryota, Metazoa, Chordata, Actinopteri, Blenniiformes, Blenniidae. The transcript is spliced from 7 exons. Gene Ontology annotation, cellular component: proteasome core complex; proteasome core complex, alpha-subunit complex.
CUUCCAGGUUAAACAUUAGUGCAUGAAGUGAACUCAGCUUUCAUCCUUUUGGACGAACUCGAGCGCAUUAAAAUGUCCCGGGGUUCCAGCGCGGGGUUUGAUCGGCACAUUACCAUCUUCUCUCCCGAAGGCAGACUCUACCAAGUCGAAUAUGCUUUCAAGGCUAUCAACCAAGGUGGGCUCACAUCAGUCGCAGUCAGGGGGAAGGACUGUGCAGUUGUUGUAACACAGAAGAAAGUACCGGACAAGCUGCUGGAUGCCGCCACAGUGACCCACCUCUUCAGAAUAACAGACAACAUCGGAUGUGUAAUGUCUGGGAUGACGGCCGACAGCAGGUCCCAAGUGCAGCGAGCUCGCUACGAGGCGGCCAACUGGCAGUACAAGUACGGCUACGAGAUCCCCGUGGACAUGCUGUGCAAGAGAAUCGCCGACAUCUCACAAGUCUACACGCAGAACGCCGAGAUGCGACCACUCGGCUGCUGUAUGAUCGUGAUCGGCAUCGACGAGGAGCUGGGCCCUCAGGUGUACAAAUGCGACCCGGCCGGCUACUACUGCGGCUUCAAGGCCACCGCCGCAGGAGUGAAACAGACAGAAGCCACCAGCUUCCUGGAGAAGAAAGUGAAAAAGAAACUGGAUUGGACCUUUGAACAAACCAUUGAGACUGCCAUCUCCUGUCUGUCCACCGUGCUCUCCAUCGACUUCAAGCCGUCGGAGCUGGAGGUGGCCGUCGUCACGACACAGGACCCCAAGUUCAGGAUUCUGGCUGAGACUGAAGUAGACUCCCACCUGAUGUCCCUGGCAGAGCGGGACUGAGCGAACAGAGAAGGAUUAAGCUAGAGCAUGAUGGGAAAUGCAGUUUCCAGAUAGAGGCUGGUGUUAUCUUUGUUUGCUGUACAUUCACCCCAUUGUUUGAGUCAACAAUAAAAAAAAAAGCGUUUUUGGAGUAAAACAAGA